Medicago truncatula (barrel medic) is the source of this 780-nucleotide messenger RNA. Its product is annotated as NDR1/HIN1-like protein 13. Gene Ontology annotation, cellular component: plasma membrane. Gene Ontology annotation, biological process: defense response to other organism. Lineage: Eukaryota; Viridiplantae; Streptophyta; Magnoliopsida; Fabales; Fabaceae. The record is from RefSeq and is a predicted model, not a curated record. The transcript has a single exon. Bases 1 to 780 code for a protein of 259 amino acids.
AUGGAAGGGCAGCUACAGGAGGCCCCACAAAACAACGGCACCACCACCACCAACGACAACAAUCAAAUUGUCUCACCACAUUCACCAUUGCCACCACCACCAGGCCGCGCCCACCAUGACAAUAUGUACAUCGUUCAAUUUCCAAAGGAUCAAGUCUACCGCGUUCCACCAAGUGAAAAUGCAUUCAUCGUUGAAAGUUAUCGCAAUACUACCAAUGAUAAGAAAAAGAAAAAACAACGUGGUUGUUGUUGCCCUCGAUUCUUGCUCACCAUUGUUUUAAUCCUUGUUACAAUCGUUGCUGUUGUUGGAAUAACAUUAGCCACAUUGUUCUUUGUUUUCAACCCAGAGGGACCCACAUUUACUAUUACCCGCUUUGAGGUAAAAAACGUUACUAGGCCACCACAUUAUGAAAUUUAUUUGAAGGCUAAGAAUCCAAAUAAAAGGUUGGGAAUCGUUUACGUAAAUUCUGAGGCUUCUAUGCUUUUCGACGAUACUGUGGUUGCUAAGGGGAAAUUUACAAAGUUGAUGGAACAAAGUGUAGAUGCUUCGACACAAUUUAAGGUUGUUGUAACAAGAACGAGCAAGGCAUUGCCCAAAAAAAUGGCAAAGAUGCCCGUGAACUUUGAAUUGGAUAUGAAUCUUGGUGUGAGGAUGACGGCUUCGGGACUCAAAACAUGGGUUAUGACAUCUCAUGUUGUUUGUAAAUUUAAGGUUAACAAUCUUGGGAAGGAUUCGAAAAUCUUGUCACAAUCAUGGGUUAACAGUUUCAAACAAUAUUGA